This is a messenger RNA of Aspergillus lentulus, 747 nucleotides long. Its product is annotated as C40 family peptidase. The record is from RefSeq and is a predicted model, not a curated record. Lineage: Eukaryota; Fungi; Ascomycota; Eurotiomycetes; Eurotiales; Aspergillaceae.
AUGAAGUACCUCACCAUCGUCGCUGCAUCCCUUGCAGCCAUCAUUCCCUCAGUCAGCGCCUACCCCAUCACUGGCGACGGCGUCAACUGCCGCUCCGGUCCCGGCACCGAUCACCCCGUUGUCAAGUCCUACCCCAAGGGCCACGAUGUCUCCAUUGUCUGCCAAGCCCCCGGCACCGACGUCAAGGGCGACAAGAUCUGGGACAAGACCUCCGACGGCUGCUACGUCGCUGAUUACUACGUGAAGACCGGUUCCUCCACCUACGUCACCAAGCACUGCGACGGCGGCAGCGGUGGAGGCAGCGGCGGCGGCUCCGGCAGCGGAUCGGGCAAGGCCAUCGUCGACGCAGCCGAGAAGGAGAAGGGCCUCCCCUACGUCUGGGGCGGUGGUGGCUGCAAGGGUCCCUCUGGCGGCGGCUUCGACUGCUCCGGUUUGACUCAGUACGCCGUCUGCCAGGCGCUGAAGAAGACCAUUCCCCGCACGGCGCAGACGCAGUACAACUCGAACAUGGGCAAGCGGAUUCCUCGCGCACAGGCUAAGGAGGGUGAUCUGCUCUUCUGGGCUACCGGUGGUGACUGCAGCAACAAGGUUGCCCACGUUGGUAUCUUCAUCCGGGACGGAUGGAUGAUCAACGCUGCGAAGACUGGUACUCCUGUCAGAGAACAGGCUAUCUGGACCUCUUAUGGUGGAGAGUCUAUCUGCCCUUAUGUCAUGAGGUAUGUCAGUUUCUUCGGUACCGUGGAUUAA